Messenger RNA from Pleurotus ostreatus (oyster mushroom), 618 nucleotides. RefSeq lists its product as uncharacterized. Lineage: Eukaryota; Fungi; Basidiomycota; Agaricomycetes; Agaricales; Pleurotaceae. The record is from RefSeq and is a predicted model, not a curated record. The transcript has 9 exons. Bases 1 to 618 code for a protein of 205 amino acids.
AUGGCUUCCCUUCCUGCAAAAAAUGAGGAGUACCGGUCGAAAGAGUAUUGGGAUCAGAGAUAUAGCCAGGAAGACGAAGAUUCAUCUUUUGAUUGGUUCAAAUCCUACGGCGAAAUUUCCUCAACCAUCCACGACAUAAUUCCCGACAGAGCUGCCCGGAUACUCAUGCUUGGAUGUGGAAACUCUAAACUUACUGAACAAAUGUACGACGAUGGGUACAAGAAUAUUGUCAACAUCGAUUAUUCGCAGGUCGUCAUCGACAAGAUGCAGCGACGGCACGCAGAACGGCGCCCCGAGCUCACAUGGCUUGAAAUGGAUAUCAGAGAUCUGAAAUUUGCGGACGAUGCCUUUGACGUUGCCAUUGAUAAAGGGACCAUGGACGCUAUGAUGACAUCCAAGGGAGACGUAUGGGAUCCACCUGCCCAGGUGAUAGAAGACUGCGAGCGCGAAGUAAUGGAGGUUGUCAGGGUAUUGAAGAAGGGCACAGGGAGAUUUGUAUAUCUAACCUUCGGACAGCCUCACUUUCGCAAACGCUACUUGACAAAACCGCAGACUACGCUAGAAGUGAAGGAAUUAGGCGACUUCUUCCAUUAUUAUUUAUACAUUCUACGUACAUAG